CAAGAUAAGAUGGACACCAGAAACAGUGUAAACUAUGUUUACUUUGUGUUUGUUUGUAUUUUAUUUUUAUGCAAUGUCAAGAAAUCUUGCUGUGAUACAAUAUAUGGGGAAGAUGAUACAAUGCACCCAGUCUUCAUUUUUGGUCCCAUGAAGAGAGGUGAGCCAAUGCACCAUUGGCUAGAGAAUCCAGAAAACGGUGUUGCUUUCUUUAUCACAAAAGCAAGGACUGCCCAAAGAUUUCCCAUGGUGAUAGCCACAGAAUAUAAUGUACCAUUGGUUCUCUUCAAACCAGAGUCAGGCCAUAAUAUCCAAGGAGAACUUUAUGAAUUAAGCUUAAAAAUGAUAAAGAAAUUAGACAGAUAUGAGUUUAUGCCUAAUGAAGUAAUUCCACGUAUUGAGAUGAUAACUUACAACGAUACUAAAAAAAAUCAAACAAUUUUACGGCCAGCUAUGAUGUAUGUAAAAUACUACUUGUUAGAUGACAGCUAUCUGAAACUGCCUUUUAUAUCAAACUACCAAUCAAGAGGAGAUCAUGGACUCGAGUUUCGAGAAAGACCACCGAAAGAAAAAAGAAAAGGUGUGAAAAAGAAGAAAAGACUUAAAUAUGGAUUCAAAAAAGUUGAAAGAAGAAAUAUUACGUAUGUGUCUGAAGCUGGUAAUUAUACAUAUGAAGUAGAAGAUCUCAGUGGCGAUAUAAGGAGAAUGCAAAGACGCUUAGAAAGGAGCCAAAGAAAGAAAGAUAGGGAGAACUUAUAUACAAGCAAAAGACCUACUUUCACAAACAACUUUUUAAAGGGUCUAAAUGGAACUAAGUUGAACUAGCUAAGCAUCAAAAGUUUAUUGAUGUAAUGAAAUUUAUAACUUCAAAAUAAAAGACCCAAAACCAAUAA
Messenger RNA from Macrosteles quadrilineatus (aster leafhopper), 890 nucleotides. RefSeq names its product gamma-glutamylaminecyclotransferase C-like. NCBI's taxonomy places the organism in Eukaryota, Metazoa, Arthropoda, Insecta, Hemiptera, Cicadellidae. The record is from RefSeq and is a predicted model, not a curated record. The coding region runs from base 10 to 822 and encodes 270 amino acids. Gene Ontology annotation, molecular function: gamma-glutamylaminecyclotransferase activity. The transcript is spliced from 4 exons.